Messenger RNA from Trematosphaeria pertusa, 1043 nucleotides. Its product is annotated as SAICAR synthetase. Gene Ontology annotation, molecular function: phosphoribosylaminoimidazolesuccinocarboxamide synthase activity. The record is from RefSeq and is a predicted model, not a curated record. Gene Ontology annotation, biological process: 'de novo' IMP biosynthetic process. NCBI's taxonomy places the organism in Eukaryota, Fungi, Ascomycota, Dothideomycetes, Pleosporales, Trematosphaeriaceae. Gene Ontology annotation, cellular component: cytoplasm. The coding region runs from base 29 to 961 and encodes 310 amino acids. The transcript has 3 exons.
CGUGAACGAGUCUCGCGACACACAAACCAUGGCCCCCACAGCAGUCGUUGAAGUCGACCUCAAGGGCCAACUGCCGAAGAUUGCGUCUGGCAAAGUGCGCGACCUUUUCGCCGUGGACGAAAACACGCUCCUAUUCGUGACAAGCGACCGAAUCUCCGCAUACGAUGUGGUUAUGAAGAACGGCAUUCCACACAAAGGCGCUUUGCUCACAGCAAUGAGCGUGUUCUGGUUCCAUUACCUCCAAGACAAAAUUCCGACGCUGAAAACGCACUUUCUCACCGACGCCCUUCCGGAAAGCCUCGAAACUUCGCUCGAUCCGUCCCUCGUUGCCUUGCUCCGCCCGAGGAGCGUGCAAGUGCGGCGCUUGCACGUGGUGCCGAUCGAAUCCAUCGUGCGCGGCUACAUCGCAGGCUCCGCCUGGUCGGAAUACAAGAAGCUAGGCGCGGUGAACGGGAUAGCCCUGCAAGCCGGGUUGGUCGAGGGCCAGAAGCUCGACGCGCCGCUGUGGACGCCGAGCACGAAAGCGGAGGCGGGCAUGAAGGACGAAAACAUCAGUCCGGAGCGUGCCAGGGCGCUGAUUGGUGACGGGAGAAUCGCAAGGGAGAUUGAGCGACUCAGCCUCGAGAUUUAUACCGCGGCAGCCAGCAGGGCAGAGGAAGUGGGCAUCAUCCUGGCGGACACAAAGCUCGAAUUCGGGCUAGACGAAGCCGGCGACGUCGUCUUGGUGGACGAGGUCUUGACCUCGGACAGCAGCAGGUUCUGGCUGAAGGCGACGUGGGAGGAAAACCUUGGGCGGGCGCAGCCGAGCUUUGACAAGCAAUACCUGCGCGACUGGCUGGUGUCGCAGGGGCUCAAGGGGAAGGGAAACGUAGUGAUUCCGGAGGAGGUGGCUAGCCAGACGGCGGCCAGGUAUCGCGAGGCAUACCAGAUGCUUACGGGAGGAGAGUUUAGAAGCAAGUAGUUGUUCGGCCUAAAGGUACAUCCAGUCACGGAAUGACUUUGCCUGGGUCCUACAUCCCAUCCCAUCCCCCGUCGUCAUCCUC